Phasianus colchicus (ring-necked pheasant) is the source of this 1933-nucleotide messenger RNA. It is a transcript of the gene BMERB1, whose product is annotated as bMERB domain containing 1. NCBI's taxonomy places the organism in Eukaryota, Metazoa, Chordata, Aves, Galliformes, Phasianidae. Gene Ontology annotation, biological process: negative regulation of microtubule depolymerization. Gene Ontology annotation, cellular component: microtubule cytoskeleton. The record is from RefSeq and is a predicted model, not a curated record.
CGCACGGAGGAGCCGCAGCUCCGCACCGUUCCCGCGGCAGCCGGGCCGCAGCCCCGCCGGCAUGGAGUGAAGGAGGCGAGGAGCCCCGCGCCGCCCGGCCCGGCCAUGGAGCUGAGGAGAUCCAUCUCGGCCAGCGCGGAGGCCGAGAGACCCAUGAGGCGCUACGGGGCAGUGGAGGAGACGGAGUGGAAGGCGGAGGCGCUGGGGAGAAAUCAACUUGACAUCAUUUCAAUGGCUGAAACAACAAUGAUGCCUGAGGAAAUAGAGCUAGAGAUGGCAAAGAUCCAGAGACUUCGGGAAGUCUUAGUCAGAAGAGAAUCAGAACUCAGGUUUAUGAUGGAUGACAUCCAGCUGUGCAAAGACAUUAUGAACCUUAAGAAGGAGCUGCAGAGCUUGGUAGCUAUCCCAGAAAAAGAAAAAACAAAGAUGGAGAAACAAAGAGAAGAUGAACUGAUUCAGAAGAUUCAUAGACUGGUGCAAAAAAGAGAUUUUCUUGUAGAUGAUGCAGAGGUGGAGAGAUUACGAGAGAAAGAAGAAGACAAGGAGAUGGCUGAAUUCUUACGUACUAAGUUAAAACCCUUAGACAAAGCAACACAGUCUCUUACCAGCAGCCCAACAGAAAAGAAGGCAGAACCUCCUCCAAGCAAGCCCGCCAUUGCCAAGGCAGGAUUGGCCAUCAUUAAAGAUUGCUGUGGAGCCACACAAUGCAGCAUCAUGUAGCUCUGGGCUCUCUACCAUGUUUGUUGUCUUUUCAGAUGUUUUCAUUGAAGGAAACUGUAGGGUAGAGGCAUUUAACAGCAUCCCACUAAAUGAAUGAAGAUCAACUGUGGUACAGCUGUAAUACACGGAAUGUACAAUGGCAGGUUCUUCACUGUUGCAUGGAUCACUCCACACGCAUGCCUAAAAAAGCAAGAAAUCCAUAUAGUGGCUGUCCAGUGACCAGAAGAGAUCUGUAAUAGUGUUAACAAAAAUAUCCCUGUGAUACAAGUGAAAGAAGUUUCAUCAAGUAAUGUGUAAAAAAGCAAUUUUAAUAGGUCACUUUAUAAGAAUUUGUUGUAUACCUUUCCCCUCUCACAUUUGCUGGAAUAUUCUAUUUUGGCUACUUCUUAAAAUAAGAGCCACAAAUGGCACUGCAGUAUGUAGGACAACCAAUAGAUUAAAUUGAACAAUUUUAGGGUAACUAAUGUUACAUGCAAAAUAAGCAUCACACUAGCUUGUAAGUUAACUACUUUGCUGUGAAGUUUCACUUGGAAUUGUUUCCCCAAGACUAAGUGUCAGUAACAAGGAUGCUGCAAGUAGAUAUAGAUCUUAUACUCUCUGAUUUCUGAGUUACUCAAAUCAAAUAUGCUUUCACUGGGGAAAAUAAGUGUUGGUAAAGCUCUAGAAAGCACAGCUACAGUGAUGGGUAAGUAAAGGAUUAUUCCAGCUGUCUUAUUUAUCUCAUAGCUCUCCACCUCACACACUCAAAGAGGUAAUUGCAAAAUUUUUUGCCUGAAGUUGUAUGCAUUAUGAAAUUACCUGCCAGUGGUGGGCUGCUGGGAGAAGAGCUGAACACACCAACAUAGAAACAACAUUUAACUAAUAGCUUAAAACCAACUAUUAAUUGCAUAAUUAAUGACCAUGAGAGAAAUAGAAACUAUCAAGCAUGGGGAGACAUUAGCCACCCAAUACAAAUUGGCCACAAGACAAAUAUAAGAAUACAGAAGCAGAUACUUGUGGUAUGAAGGUGAUCAUAUUCUACACAAAAUAGGUUUAGAAUUAAGGGCAAUACAGAAAGACUUUUGUGUUUCUCCAUUUAAUGCAUUUCUGGUCUCUAUGCAGAUUAAACCUUGUAGAAUCUAAUAUUAGCUGUCAGUAGCUGGUAUGUGUGACUAUUCCAUAUAAGUGUAUUGUGAUAGGUGUAAAUAGUAAAAUAAAUGUACAUGAUAUGAUG